UGUUUUAUCUUCAGUUUUGACUUUCUGUAGACAUUAACCUGAUUCGCAUUUAUAAUCAAUGUUAGUCUGCGUCUACGACACCAGUUCAACAAACUAGCCGUUAGCUUUAGCGGUGUAGCUAAGCUAAACUGUCACUAGCCUGUUGCAGCAGAAACAAAGCGGUGAGAAAUGGAGACAAGAGCCCUGAGGAAUCCGUAUGAUGACUAUGAUGGGAGCCCUGCGCGCACACAGGCGCUGUUUGACUCUCAUGGAAAGCUCACAUCAGAGUUUUCCCAGCGGCUGAGCAGCAAGAUCAGUGAACUUUUAGCUGUCAUGGAAAACGGGCUGAAGUCUGCUGACCCAAGAAAUUGCACAAGUUACACCGGAUGGGCAGGAAUUGCUCUGCUCUACUUGCACCUCCACAAUGUGUUCAAGGACUCGUCCCUUCUUCAGAAAGCACGAGAAUAUGCCGAACGCAGUCUGAAGUGUUUGACCCGACGACAUGACGUCACUUUCCUGUGUGGGGAUGCUGGGCCCCUGGCUGUUGCUGCUGUGAUCUACCAUCGCCUGCAGAGGAUGGAAGAGACCGAUGAAUGCAUCAGCAGACUGCUGCAGUUCCACCAGACCGUGGUGAAAGGCUCAGGCGGGCUGCCUGAUGAGCUGCUCUACGGGCGGGUGGGCUACCUCUACUCCCUCGUCUUCAUCAACCAGCAGCUCGGCCAAGACCGGAUCCCACUGCAGUACAUCCAGCAGAUCACCGAGGCCAUGCUCGCAUCAGGCGAGCACCUCAGCAGGAAAUUCAGGGUGCAGAACCAAAGCCCUCUGAUGUAUGAGUGGUACCAGGAGCAGUACGUUGGCGCCGCCCAUGGCCUGGCUGGCAUCUACUACUUCCUCAUGCAGUCGGGCUUUGUCGCUGUGGAGGAGCACAUGCACAGGCUGGUGAAGCCCAGCGUUGACCACGUCUGCCGUCUCAAUUUCCCCUCGGGAAACUACCCUCCCUGCAUCGGGGACGACCGAGACCUGCUGGUGCACUGGUGCCACGGCUCCCCGGGUGUGGUCUACAUGCUCCUGCAGGCAUACAAGACCUUCGGGGUGCCUCAGUACCUGCAUGACGCCCUGCAGUGCGGGGAGGUCGUGUGGCACUUCGGCUUGCUGAAGAAAGGCUACGGGUUGUGUCACGGCGCGGCGGGUAAUGCUUACACCUUCCUGGCUCUGUACCGACAAACACAGGACCCCAAGCACCUUUACAGAGCCUGCAUGUUUGCAGACUGGUGCAUGAACUACGGCAAGCAUGGAUGCCGAACACCAGACACUCCCUUCUCGCUUUUUGAAGGCAUGGCUGGCACCAUCUACUUCUUGGCCGACCUUCUGCAGCCAAUGAAAGCAAGGUUCCCAGCUUUUGAGGUGUAAAAGUUUCCCCACAGGUAGUCCCUCCCCCUCCUGCCCACACUGAAGGGAAAAUAAAACCAGAAGCAAACCCACACUUACGCUCUCUGUCACGCUUCACUUCAUCUUGAUAAAUGAAAUUGUGGGACAGACGUGCCAUGUUUUUCCUGCUCUUUCUCUUCUGGGGACUUGACGUGUUAUUAACAGGAUAAAUCCGAUGCUCACAUCUCAACUACAUCAUUAUCUCGAGGAUUUAUUGGGGUUUUUUUUGUAUCUUUGCUUCUCAGAUUGUGCCGUCUUUCUGGCUUUAAGCAAACAAGGAACGAAGUUAGUUCUGAUUUUUCAUCUGUCAAAAUAUGAUUUUAAGUAGUGGGGAAAUCCAGUGGUGUUAUGUUAGCACUUAACUGCUGUAUAUUGUGUAAGUUUGAUAUGUAAAAAAAAAGGAAAUGGAUGCUUUAGUUUGCUAUUCCGUCAUAAGCAAAGUUGCACUAAAUAUGAAACAGUACAAGCUGUGGCAUGUGUUAAAGGAUUAACCCUAAAGCGUAAACUGUUGCCUGUCCUUUGCACCGUCUGAGCAAUAAAUCUCGUUUUACA
This is a messenger RNA of Scatophagus argus, 1959 nucleotides long. RefSeq names its product LanC antibiotic synthetase component C-like 1 (bacterial) (gene lancl1). The transcript has 10 exons. The coding region runs from base 169 to 1389 and encodes 406 amino acids. The record is from RefSeq and is a predicted model, not a curated record. Gene Ontology annotation, biological process: peptide modification; carbohydrate metabolic process. Gene Ontology annotation, cellular component: plasma membrane. NCBI's taxonomy places the organism in Eukaryota, Metazoa, Chordata, Actinopteri, Scatophagidae.